AUGAAUGAUGAUCUAUGUAGAAAAUUUGUUUUUUUGAGGACGUAUUUACCCGAUGAUUUAAGCGUAAACGGAACACUUGAACUUAAAGAUCAUAAAAAUUUCAAAAAUUAUUGCCCUGUUACAGAAUCAGGAGAAAAUGAAUGUAAUAAUAAUCUUGGUAAAAUUACGGCUGGAUUUUUAUGGUUACUUGAACAAUGUUAUUCUAUAUCCAUUAAUAGUAGUUAUAAUGAAAAUAAUACUAAUUUAUUUUUUAUAUAUAUGAUUUCAUGGUUUAGUUACCAAUUAAAUAAAAUCAAAGGACACGAUUCCACCAAAAUAAAAGAUUUUUAUACUAAAUAUGUAAUUAAUAGUCAUAAAUAUGAUAAUUUUAAAAAUACUGCCUAUAAAUUUACAAAAAUUGAGGAAUUCAUAGAUAAAAAAAAUGAUUUGUUGAAUAUUAAUAUUCAAGAUCUGUCUAAAUUUUAUGAUGCAUUUAAACUAUUAUGUAGUAUGUAUGGUGAUAUUUCAACGAAUACAGAUGUCAAAAAAUUGUCAGAUGAUGCGAAUGAAUUUGUUAAAAAAUAUCAAGAACUUAAAGGAUAUUCUAAUCAUACUGAUGGCAAUUCAUAUAAACAAAUAUUGUCUGCUUUAUUAACUGAUUAUGAUAAUUUAAAAAAUAUAAGUACCAAUAUUACACCUCUUCCAGAGAUAACAGCAAACGUUUCUGCACUUUCAUCUGGAGAUACAUCAUCAACAGGAAACAAAUUAUUUACAGUUUUAUCGAUAUUUGGUGCAAUAGCAUUUUUUUUAGGAAUUUCUUAUAAGUAUUCGUUAUUUGGAUUCCGGAAACGAGCUCAAAAACAAUAUUUGAGAGAAAAAAUAAAAAAUAUAAAGAAGAGAAUGAAUAGUUAA
This is a messenger RNA of Plasmodium yoelii, 891 nucleotides long. Its product is annotated as PIR protein. NCBI's taxonomy places the organism in Eukaryota, Apicomplexa, Aconoidasida, Haemosporida, Plasmodiidae. The record is from RefSeq and is a predicted model, not a curated record. The coding region runs from base 1 to 891 and encodes 296 amino acids. The transcript is spliced from 3 exons.